This is a messenger RNA of Acaulospora morrowiae, 411 nucleotides long. The record is from the annotation of a GenBank genome assembly. NCBI's taxonomy places the organism in Eukaryota, Fungi, Glomeromycota, Glomeromycetes, Diversisporales, Acaulosporaceae.
AUGACAACUUCAUCUCAACCUUCCAAGAACAACACCACAGUUGAUAAAAAUAUCACAUCCACCGAGGAUAAAGAAAUCGGCGUUUCAACAACCAAUACUACCACUCCAGCGAUUUUAUCCAAUAAACAAAAUAAAAAUGUAAUCAACUCCGAUAAACUUCCCAGUUCAUUGAAAAUGCCUUCGCAAAGCAUAAAAUUUAAAGAACCACAAAUUCCAGACAGGUCAAAGGUGCCGAGGCGAAAAAGAACGCCAUAUGUCUGGGAUGAUCAGUUAAAUCCCGUUUAUGAUGAAGACAGUUUGAGAUAUAACGAGGAAUGGCGAAAAAAUGGUGGUAGUGAAAAAUUUUUUGAUUCGAAGAGAAUGGAAGUUGAUGGUAGAGCUGAAGAUAAUGAUGAGUUAAGAAGUAAAUAG